Messenger RNA from Pleurotus ostreatus (oyster mushroom), 366 nucleotides. RefSeq lists its product as uncharacterized. Gene Ontology annotation, biological process: regulation of transcription by RNA polymerase II. Bases 1 to 366 code for a protein of 121 amino acids. The transcript is spliced from 3 exons. Gene Ontology annotation, molecular function: transcription coregulator activity. Gene Ontology annotation, cellular component: mediator complex. Lineage: Eukaryota; Fungi; Basidiomycota; Agaricomycetes; Agaricales; Pleurotaceae. The record is from RefSeq and is a predicted model, not a curated record.
AUGUCCAGUAAAUCGUUUCCAACGUCCGUAUUCGAAUCGCUACUUCCAAAGCUCGCUGUCGUCCUCGAGCUUACGCAAAACCUGGAGGGCUCCAUGACGCCGCAAGCGAGGAAUGCCCUCCUUCAGGCGACAAACGACUUCAAAAACACCCUGAGCCAUGCGAAGGAAUUGGCGAAGUCGCUGCCGGGUGGAGAGCUCAUGACGAAGGAUCAGGACGAGGUCAUCCAAAUGCUGGAACAAAUCCGUGAUCAGAAAAGACGACAGCUGCUGGAGUUCUCGACUACGGUCCUGGAGACGUCGCAUGUAUCAAACACCGAAACGCAAAUGGAACUAGAUUCCGUCGCCUCAACCCCUUCUCAGAACUAG